Molecule: messenger RNA, 4871 nt
Organism: Orbicella faveolata
Lineage: Eukaryota; Metazoa; Cnidaria; Anthozoa; Scleractinia; Merulinidae
Source: RefSeq, a predicted model, not a curated record
UUUCCUGUGCAUAUAAUUAGAAAAAUGAGGAAAAAAGGACGAAACCAGAAUAUUUUAUUUAUGGUUCGAAACCAUAAAAUAAAUUGGAAAACUGCAUUUAGCUCAGGAGCAAUUACUGCUUCAUAUACUCCGUGGUGUAAUGUACUUCGCAGUACAGGAAGAUGAAUUGGGUCGGAGGAGCACGGAAUCGCCUUAAAGUUAAGCAUGAGAACAAAUUGCAAAAGGAAUUUUUUGAAAGAAAGCGUCAGCUAAAAGGCAAUUCAAGGACAUCUGCACCAAAACGGUUUGAUAAAACAACAGGAAGAGGAAGUCAGGACCUUUUUUCCUUGGAAGUCAUUAUGUCAGCACACAGGAAGGACAUAAAGCGCAGAAAAGGUGACAGAAUUCAUACUUCUCGGAGCAGUGCAGGUAAUGUCAACUGCAGGAAUUCUGAAACCCUCUGUCAAGAAGGUUUCCCUACUAAACAGCUGCAUCACAUCUUACCGGAACUGUCCCCAGUCAGACAGCAGUUACCAGCUACAAGUUUAGAAGAGGGUAGACAUGGUGAUUGUUGUUCAGAUCAGGUUGAAAGGGAAUGCAUCUUCACCAGUAUACCUUCAAGAAGACAAACUGAUGAUCAGGGAACCAUGUCUGGUAGACAGGCUAUGGCUAAGAUUGAGGCAGAAGAACUUGGUUCAUGGGAAACUACAUUUGAGCUUGGCACUGUAGCAUUCCCAACAAAUUGAAAAAUAAUUACCUGUGCCUAUCAUGUUAGUUUUCCAGUGCAUGGUGAUGGGUAGAUAUAACUUUUGUCUUUUGCACGUGUUGCAUACCUAUAAAAAGCCCAUUUCUCUCUUUUUUUUUAAUCAAUAUUACAAAUUUUAUUUAUUGUAAUUGGACAUCUUCAUUUUUCAUGCUUUGCAGAGCUACUGGAAGAGGAUUUUUCUUAAGCAAACUUUCCCUGUCAAGCUGACUUUAAGUUGUGUCGAAAAGUUGAAAAAAUAGGCAUCGACAUAUUUAAUUUUGAUGACAGUUUAAUCAAUCAGUUAAUUUUAAAAUAAAUUCAGAAUUUAAACAUUUUGCAUUUAAAAGUCAUGCAAAAUCCAGGGAAAAUGUUGUAUACUGAAAGUGGCUCUGGUUUAAUUAUGUAACUUAAUACUUGUCUAAUAUAAUGCCAAUGAUAAUUUUACUUGAUAUCACUGUACAUAAAUAUGCAACAUCAUUAUCAACACUAAAGUUUAUUUAUUGAAAGUAACAAUUGAAAAUUGCAUAAAUUAUCUCAUAUGUAUUUUUGUAAACAAAGCAGAGAGAAAUAAAUUUGGUCUACAGAGUAACAAAAUGGAUGGAUUCUCACUGAUUUUAUUCUGCCUAAAUACUGCAUCUCUGUGUGAAGUGACAACUCCUUUGUUUCAGGAUGAGAGCACAUUUUUGCCAGGAAUAAAACAGUUACUGGGAACUGAGAGACUGGAAAACCUUUUUUGGGGGAAAUUAAAAAUAAAUGUCUUUAGCACAUUAAAGAAUUGCAAUAAUUUUCCAAAAGUGGGAGUGUGUUAAGUUUGAACAUGUUGGGAAGCCCUUCAGUGGAUAGUACAUUAUACUGCUGAAACACAAUGUAUUGGACUUGUCCACUUACAUAUACCUCUCAUUAAAGGUGAAUCUUUCUGUUCAUUUAAAUCUCAGCUCUGGAUACUUCCCUAGAUUUUCUUACAAAAGCUACCACUUUUUUGUCCAUUUCCAAUAAUAUUUUGCAAAAAUACCGGUAUAUAUGACGCAAUGUUUUGAAAGUUUUCCUGCUUUCGCCUAGUCUUGCGAUAUUGAGAUCUCUGCAUCCCUACUCUUUUUCCCACUUCCCAUAUACAUACCCCUGUGCUUCCGAUGAAAACAUUUCAGUUUGCCAAAGUUUAUAUCCUGGGGUGGGGUAGUCUGAGAGCAGGCUCUCAUUGUUGGUGACAUGAGCAAAGCUGUCAGUGAGCGAAGGGAGCCGCUGAGAAUAUUCUCAUCCCAAGCCCCUCACCACCUUGCUUUGCUUGCCGACUCACCUCUCGCGACUUUGCUCCUGCUGCAACCCACGAGAGCCCACUUGAAGGCUAAGGGUGGGGGUACUCCCUGCACUGGAAGGCUCUUUCAGAAAGGGGUACCUCUUUCAGGCUUUAGGUAUGUAGAAGGGUAGGAAUUUCACAAGUUCAGGUGUAUGAAAGGGUAGGGAAAUCUGUCAUUUAGUUAUUUAAAAGGGCCUUUAGUUAAAAUAUUUCAAACAGACACAUCUUAUGGCUGCAUCACCACAUGAAAAUGACAGUUUCCUUUUUGCCAAUUUGUUCAUAAAAUGGGCUGGUUAUGAAAGAAUGAGAAAGGGAUACUGCUUUUCAGUAAAAGGUAUACGAAAGCACGAAGGGGUACCUUUUCUGUCAAAAUGGGUAUACAAAAGGGUAAGGGGUUGGACUUUAAGGCGGGGUCUCCCCGCAUACACCCCCUUCGUUCCAGGUUUAUAUCAAAGAUGUAAUAAGGUGAAACUUUGUUUCAGUUAAUAGGCAAGCACAAAAUUCUUUGAGUUCACUGGGGUUUGAGUCAUAAUGAUUAAAACUCCUCUGUAUAAUUUGCAUUUUUAAUCCGGUUGCAAGAAGACAAUGAAGCAUGUAAAAAUAUCAAGCCCCUUUAGAAUACAAUAAAUUUUCCAGUACAAUUAAAAUAGAAAGUCAGAAUACUAUAUAUUAGGUCUAAAAAUAGUCACAUUAAGUGUACUUUUUUUAAAAUGUUGAAUCUAAAAUAGAUGUAUAUGUGCAAAGGUAGAAAAUUGAAAGUUUCUAACCUUGACUAAUUCAUAUAUUUAUAAAAUAUGGUUUUCUAGACCUUAUUCUCUCAACUAUUUUCCAAUAUAAUCAAGUUCAAGUCAUGGCGAUAUUUACCAAUGUUGUUUAGAUCUAAAAACUCAUUUUUAUACAAUUGCUGCAGACCUCUUUGUUCCUGAGUCCCCUGAGAGAAGUUCAUGCCUGUUCUAGAGUAGAGGAACACCAAGCUAAGUUUAACCCAAAUGGGGGCUCAGCAAUUGUAUGUUAACUUAAGUAAAAAAACUGGUUGUUGUGUUUCUGGGUUGAAAACCCUCCUUUCAUAUUACAUUAGGUUACUAAGUCUGUUGGUAAAAAUACUCCAACUAACAAUAUACUUUGCAUUCUACCUGAGUGUAUUUAAAAAUAAUUUUGACUUUUGGAAUUUUUUAAAAUCAACCCCAGGGCUACAGUUUUCUUUCAAAACAGUCAUCACUGUAACAUGGACACGGGGCUCAAAAAAGGUGCUGUCCCAUCAUCCAGAACAAGUAGGUUUCCACUCGGGGCAGGUAACUUUUCAUUCUCACUUGCCCAGUGGGCAAGAGAUAAGGCAAGAUGUCUGCCAACUAAAUCAUUAAAAGAGCAAACUAGGACUUGUCCUAUGUAAGCAAAAUUUGACAGCUGCUUGUCCCAAGGGGCAAGCUGGAAUUAAAGUUUAUUUUUUUCGAGCCCUGGGACAUCUCCACAAGUCAGACACAGCUUGACAUAGCUUGAACUUGCCUACAAGAAGGCUCUGAUGAGCUGUGGCAUGAGCAGCAAAGCCAGGCACCUCACCGACUUGAUCUCUCCUAGCAUUGCUGUUUGUGCCGCACCCCAUGAGAGCUUGCUCAUGGGCUAAACUUGUUCUGACUUAAUUUCAAUUGUUUUCUCAUUACAAGUGGAUGGCUAGAAUAUUAUUGGUCAGGACUGCAAAUGGCCAGUUUAAAGGGCUUCAAGAAAUGGCAGUGAAAUCAAAAGGGCCAGUAAGUUUGUAAAUCUACAACCCACAUUGAUCAUAGAGGACUUCAGAUUUGAAUACGAGAUCGAGUGCAAUUCUAGUUUGCGGGCUAUUUGUAGGCUCCACAUUAUCAUGUCACACACCCAUCUCAUCACAAAAGCUACCCUCUCUACCUAAAGCCAACAUGAAGAGCGAGGGCUCGGAAAACACCACUGGAUUGAAAUUCAAAAAUUAUACUCAUAUGAGAUCAAUCUUGUAUUCAAAGUCCAAUCUAAAGGUCCCCAAUGUUCAGGUAUAAGACCAUGUACUGAAAAUUAUUAAUAGUGAGUAUAUUUUUUAAAAAUAAGAAAAAACAUUUUUGAUAAUUUUUAAUCACACAGACACCCAUUGAAAGAGAAAAGCUUGAAGCCAUUAGUAAGUCUCAAAGAUAAAAUUACACAUCACACAUACAAUGUAGUUAUACCACCAAUAUUACAUAAUUUGAUAUUAAACAAGGUGCCACCCUGAAUAAAUGCAUUAUGCAUGCAAUGAUAAAUAAUAUUUUCAUUGAUAAUUUAUUAAAGCCCCAUCCUAAAAGAUCAAGAAGAGUUUUUAAAGGUUAAAACAGGGCUAAAAUUUAUGCUUCUGAGACAAAAUAUUUUCUUUGUUUUUAAUUAAAAUGUAAUUUUGACCCACAUAGUAUUUAUAAUCUCUUUAAAAUUCAAUAAUUGAUGUGCAGUUCAUGAUUUGAAAAUUAGCUACCAAUAGUAUUUUUAAAACCUUUCAUUGAAACCUGAAGGAAGUUCAAAGUGACAUUAUUAGUCUACAUUCUUUGUAAAAUACUUAUAAAUUUACCAAUUAAAAACAAUACAUUGUAAAACACUCACACUGCACUAUCUUAUUUAAUUAAAACCUUAGGUAGCUAUUAUAUGGACAGCACAUACGGUGUAAGCAGACAAUGUUUUAAAAACGGCUAUAUGAUUCCUAAAACCAUGGCUAUAAUAAGAAAUGUUGCUGAAUGUAUUAAUUGGUAUUAUAUCAAGCAACUACAUAUUAACCUUUGAAAACAUCGACAGCCCCCUUCAUUAAUGAUGUGCACUUAGACAAUGCAAUGCUUUCAAAAUAUUGUAUUCUCUAGUAAGCAAGGGAAACAA